GUUAGUUCCACCACAGCAUAUUCAGGUCGGGUUCUCCACCUCUCGCGCAGCUGCACGGAACUAGGGUUUCGGAAAACGAAUAUCCAUGGAUUUUCUCACCGAAUUCUGUAAUUUUCCCUUCGAAAAUCCAAAUUUUCUUACUUGAUGUGUUGUCGUCGAUUUCUGUCUCCGUUGAAUUCGUAAAUGGAGACUCAGAGGAUCAUAGAUUUCCCUCACGAAAACAUGGAUAAACGCCCCAGGAAGAGACCUCGUCUGACUUGGGACAUGCCCCCCCUUGUUCCCCCACCUCCCAAGGUCCUUCCGACAAUAUAUUGUGGGCACGAGUUUGCGAACGGAGCAGUUCCCAAUUAUGCUUGUUCUUCGAUAUAUUACAAGGGAGUGCCCCACAAUGGAUGCCCUCCAUGGAGACCAGAUGAUAAAGAUGGCCACUAUGUUUUUGCCAUUGGAGAGAACUUAUCUCCUCGUUACAGGAUUUUGAGCAAAAUGGGUGAAGGGACUUUUGGGAAAGUCUUGGAAUGUUUGGACAAUGAAAAGAAAGAGAUCGUGGCAAUUAAAAUUGUUCGUUCCUUACACAAAUACCGCGAAGCUGCUAUGAUUGAAAUUGAUGUACUACAAAAGCUUGCCAGGCAUGACAUUGGUGCCACACGUUGUGUGCAAAUACGGAAUUGGUUUGACUAUCGUAAUCAUAUUUGUAUUGUAUUUGAGAAGCUUGGACCAAGCUUAUAUGAUUUUCUCCGCAAAAACAGCUAUCGUUCAUUUCCCAUUGAUCUUGUGCGGGAGUUCGGCAGACAACUUUUGGAAUCUGUAGCAUUUAUGCAUGAUUUACGCCUAAUUCACACAGAUCUGAAACCAGAAAAUAUUCUUCUUGUUUCACCAGAGUAUGUUAAAGUGCCGGAUUAUAAGUGUCUAUCACGAUCCACGAAAGAUGGUUCAUAUUUCAAGAAUCUGCCAAAGUCAAGUGCAAUUAAGCUAAUUGAUUUUGGGAGUACUACGUUUGAACAUCAGGACCACAGCUAUGUGGUGUCAACGCGUCAUUACCGUGCACCAGAGGUUAUUCUUGGUCUUGGAUGGAACUAUCCUUGUGAUUUGUGGAGCAUAGGUUGUAUACUCGUUGAACUUUGCUCUGGCGAUGCCCUUUUUCAAACACACGAGAACUUGGAACAUCUGGCUAUGAUGGAGAGGGUGUUAGGGCCACUGCCACAACAUAUGAUUGUUAGAGCUGACAAUCGUGCUGAGAAAUAUUUCAAGAGGGGUGCACAAUUGGAUUGGCCUGAGAGUGCAACCUCAAGACAAAGUAUGCGGGCAGUAUGGAAAUUACCCCGUCUACAGAACCUGAUAAUGCGGCAUGUGGAUCACUCUGCUGGUGAUCUGAUUGAUCUCUUACAAGGGCUUCUGCGAUAUGACCCAGCAGAGCGGCUCAAAGCAAGGGAAGCUCUUAGACAUCCCUUCUUCACAAGAGACCUGAGAAGGGUUGUUGAAGACGCAUGAAUAAUGGGGUGGUGAGGCCACUCUGCAACUUGCUUUAGCUGAUGGUUGUGUCUGGUAAAGUUGGUGGAAUCAUAGGUAAAGUUGGUGGAAUCAUUGACUGAUUGAAACCGGUUUCACUACUUCCUCUACAUUCAUCAGAGAAAAAUUGUCAACGGUCUUUGAUGCCUUUCAAGGGGAGAGGAUCGGGUUUGAUCAUAUUCUGUUGGUUUCAGUAAAAAAUAUUUUUGGUAAAAAAAAAUGUUUUUUUAUGCUUGGUUGCAAUUUUGAAACAUGUGUUAGUGAUGAUGUAGAGGUUUAGUGAUGGAGGUGGUGGCGGCACAUUGGUAAGAUUUUAUUUCAAAAGGUAUCUCACAUUUCAAAAAAAAUGGAAAAUAACUUUUAAGCUACUAAAAUUUGUAAUUUUUGUUGAUUAGGGUGAAGGCAAAGCCUGCUUCAGAUUGUUUCA
Messenger RNA from Camellia sinensis, 1933 nucleotides. RefSeq names its product serine/threonine-protein kinase AFC1. Lineage: Eukaryota; Viridiplantae; Streptophyta; Magnoliopsida; Ericales; Theaceae. Gene Ontology annotation, molecular function: protein serine/threonine kinase activity; ATP binding. The record is from RefSeq and is a predicted model, not a curated record. Gene Ontology annotation, cellular component: nucleus. Gene Ontology annotation, biological process: protein phosphorylation.